Molecule: messenger RNA, 1897 nt
Organism: Populus euphratica (Euphrates poplar)
Lineage: Eukaryota; Viridiplantae; Streptophyta; Magnoliopsida; Malpighiales; Salicaceae
Product: vacuolar protein sorting-associated protein 36
Biological process (GO): protein transport to vacuole involved in ubiquitin-dependent protein catabolic process via the multivesicular body sorting pathway
Cellular component (GO): late endosome membrane; ESCRT II complex
Molecular function (GO): ubiquitin binding; phosphatidylinositol-3-phosphate binding
Source: RefSeq, a predicted model, not a curated record
AUGCAGCUAAUUAACCCUCAAAGUUACCUUGUACUAUAUCUUAACGAACUUGACUUGAAAAAAAAAACAAAACACAGAACAUCCAAACUCAGAUGGCACAACAUCUACGACAAUGUCGACCAGCAACACCCCGGCUUCUUCCUACCGGCCUCCGUGACCAGCAGUGGCUGUCCAGUCCUCCACCAAACCGAAGUAGACUGCAACCUCCUUUCCGCCGUAGACCUUGAAACCGAACCCACCACAACAACCACCUCCAUCAAUUCCCUCGACUUCCCGCCAUUUAAAUCAGGCCUCCUAACCGUCACCACACACCGUCUCCUCCGGUUUCCUUCCAAUGCCACCACAUACAGUUCAAGUCCAAUACCAAUCUCUUUGAAUUCUGUAACACAUAUUUUCACAAAGAAGUCGACCAAGUCAAUGUUUCACUCACCCUGGAUCCGGUUUCAAAUUUCAAUGCAUUCGAGGAGUGUUGUGGUGACUUUAGUGAUAAGAGGGAAGGGGGAAUUGGUGAUUUUUUUGACAACGUUUUGGGAUUGUUGGAGAGGAAGGGCUUGGGAGAUUGGUAAUGAUAGUGGUGGUGGGUCGGGUUCCGGUUCUGUUCGGGUUGGUGGUGGGUUAUACCCCAGUGCUGAGUCAUUGAGGCUGGUGGGUGUGGCUGGGAUAUUGAGGAAAGAGCAGGAGAUGUGGGAGAGUACUGGCAAGAGUAUGCAAGAGGCUUUUCAAGACUAGAAUGCUCUUAUGCGCAAGGCUCAAGAGAUGGUCAUGCUAGCAGAGAAGAUUAGGCAGACUUUGUCUGGCUCGAACUCUCAAAGUAGUUCUGGAAAUGAUGAGGAAAUGGGUUCCAAAGAAGACAUGCAAGAGUGGCUGUAGAGUGUUGGUAUCAUAUCCCCAGUAACAAAAGAGUCUGCUGGUGCCAUGUAUCAUCAACAACUGUCCCGUCAGUUUGCAGAUUUUGUCAGAAUUCCCUUAGAGAAAGCUGGAGGAAUGAUCAAUCUUAUAGAUAUCUAUUGCCUCCACAGUCGUGCUCCGGGCACAGGUUUGUUUGAUCCGUUGUUGUUGCUGUUGCUAAUGGGCCCUUAUUCUUUCUGUGCUGUUCUGCAUAGAAUUGAUCUCGCCUGAGGAUUUGUUGCAAGCAUGUUCUCUUUGGGGGGAGUUUGAUGUGUAUGUAUGAUUCUAUCUUCAAUUACUCGGGCAUUAAGUUGUCUGUUUUGAGAUCCAAAUAGGGGGAGUAAUUAAUUUAUUUAGAAGAAGAAUUUUCACUUCAAUGUUAUUUCAAUUACUAGAACCAGCUAUUUUAAUUACUAGAACGAAAGUAAUAUUUUUUAAAUUAGUAUUUUGGAUGGUCUCACCAUCUGCCCCAUGAAAUGUGUUCCUAGUUAGAAGAGAGUUUGGCAUGGAGAUAGAAAGGGAAAAAUAAACAACUAUCCCUACAACAAACUCAUUUCCUUGUUUGAGAUCUGUGAAUCGGUGCUCGCAAUAGAAAAUUGUUGAAAGGGGUGAAACAACGCAUAUUACAGUACUGAAUUGUGUGAAGAAUGAGCAAUUAGAUGAUACACAGCAAUGCCCUUUGGCCAGAGCAUCAAUGCUAACUUUGAGAUAGAGAGGGAGGGAGGGAGAAGCUUUAAUUGAAGUGCUUGGAAAAGAAAGAAAGGUAAAUAAAAGAGAGAGAAAUUGCACAAAAAAUUAAUUACAAUUUUCUUUUCUCUAAUUGUGCAUGAACACAAAAGAAUACUUUUAUUUUAUUAUUCCCACAUAUUUCUGCCUGCCUUCUUUUAUUGUAGUGGGAAGCCCACAUGGAAUACUUACUCCUCACCUCCUCCAUAGUUUUCCCCUCUCCACUAACCAACACCAGACAGCUCACCACCACCAUACUUGGCACACAAAAAGGACAAAAAAA